This is a messenger RNA of Striga hermonthica, 330 nucleotides long. The record is from the annotation of a GenBank genome assembly. Lineage: Eukaryota; Viridiplantae; Streptophyta; Magnoliopsida; Lamiales; Orobanchaceae.
AUGAUUGCUUACAACCCCCAAAUGCUGCCCACAUUUUCGAGCCAUGAAAUUUCUAAUAAAUAUUUGCAGCCAAAUGGUCAGUCUAUGGGGGCCCAACCGAAAGAGAUUAAUAAGAAAGAUGGGUUUUCAGAAUAUAUUGGGGAUGACGAGAGAAAAGCCAGUGGGGUAGGUAGGGUCAAGCUCGUGAUCAGAAAGCAAGAGCUGCAGAAGAUGCUAGCUGUUCAAGACAUGAUUUUCGAGGCUCAGAGAGCAUUGAACACUAACAAUGAUCGGAACAUGUCUUAUAAAGCAUGGUUUCCAACACUUACAAGCAUCCCUGAAAUAAACUAG